AACUCAUGCAGAUCCAUCAUAAAAUGGAAGUUGCGUAUCUGGGGUCAGGUCUGAAGAGGAGCCGAAGUCAUUACAUAACUGCGUGAGCAGAUAUCAGUGAACAUCAAAGUCACAGUCAAGGUUGCAAGGAACAAACAUUAGCUUAAAUUAAGGAGGAUUCACCAAGAAGAGAUUUGGUGUUCUGGCAAUAGUGACUUUCUAAGCUUAUGGGAAAUUAAGCUUGCACAUGAAAAACUAUCAGUAACAAGGCCGUAUAACAGGUUCCAGUACUAUUUCAGGGAACUCCGACAUACACUCACAUGAAGCUACUUUUCUUUGAGGUCAACUUCUCUCAGACAGAAUGGUUGAUUCACUCCAAGGAACAUGGAAAUCCAUUUCUUGUGAAAAUUUCGAAGAAUACAUGAAAGAACUGGGAAUAAGAAGAGCCAGUAGAAAACUGGGAUGUCUGGCAAAACCUACUGUGACCAUCAGUACAAAUGGAGAUGUGAUCACGAUAAAAACCAAAAGCAUUUUUAAAAACAACGAGAUCUCUUUCAAACUGGGAGAAGAGUUUGAAGAAACCAUAUUAGGUGACCAUAUAGCCAAGAGUAUGGUGACCUUAGAUGAUGACUGUUUGAUUCAAGUUCAGGACUGGGAUGGCAAGAAGACCACCGUCAGGAGAAAAUUGGUGGAUGGGAAAAUGGUGGUGGAAAGUGAGGUGAACAGUGUAACCUGCACCCGGACAUAUGAGAGAGUAUAAACACACCCGCGACUCAAGGUCUUAGGCACCUCUCAACUGAUCCAAGCUGCUGAGGCUGUUUAAAUAAACUCCAAAAUAAAAUGUUAUGGCUGCCAACAUGA
This is a messenger RNA of Tupaia belangeri chinensis (Chinese tree shrew), 840 nucleotides long. RefSeq names its product fatty acid binding protein 12 (gene FABP12). The record is from RefSeq and is a predicted model, not a curated record. NCBI's taxonomy places the organism in Eukaryota, Metazoa, Chordata, Mammalia, Scandentia, Tupaiidae. The transcript is spliced from 6 exons. Gene Ontology annotation, molecular function: lipid binding. The coding region runs from base 341 to 739 and encodes 132 amino acids.